UUAGUGCAACAUCACUAAUGAAGUUGAAGGCCAGAUUUUACACAGCUGCAAAUAAAAUUAAUGCUGUGUUUUGCUGUGUCUGCACUCAUCUUUCCCACUAUACAUCUCACGUAUUGCACAGGAGAGGUGGUAAGGAUAGCUGCUGGUGUCUACCUGCCCACAGAGGUGCAGUGGUGUUGGGGCUGUGCUAAGGAAAGUGAUUCGGAUGGAUAUCUUCAGAAGGAUAGAUCUACAGACUGGUUUUUACCAGACAUAUCUUAAUGUUUAAUAAUUAAAGUUUCCUAUUUGCAUGGCUAAGCAGUUACUGUUAUGUGAAGCCAGAGGGAAUGGGACACAUCAUUAAUUAUCUCGAGAGCGGAGGAGGGGUUCCACUUCGUGUGCCUGUACAUGUCUGUACCAUGGAGGAGUCCUGCCUCUUCGGGAGUAUUUUGGGAGUGCCCUGGGAGCCUUACUAAGGGCUGGUUAGCGAGGCAGCCCUUACUUUCAAGAGCCAGAACAGCAUUUGUGAUGGCCUGCAAUAAACUGAGCUCAAGCAAUUGAGCUCAGAUAUUGAUUUAUUAAGGAGUUUGGGCAUUGGAAAUUUUCAUCCCUUGGGAAUAUCUGACUGGGAAUGUUGCUGAUACUAUUGGAUGCUUUGCUAAACCCAAGGGAGAAUCAGGUGUGGCUGGAACACUUACUGGUGAAGACUGAGGCAAAAAAGUUGUUGAGUGCCUUGGCCUUCUCCAUGUCCCAGGUAAGCAGGUAUCCUGUUUCCUCGCCAAGGAGGACCCACAUUUUCCUUUUAUCACUGAUGUACCUAAGGAAGGUUUUCUUGUUGCCUUUAACAUCUCUGGCCAGAUUUAAUUUUUAAUUCUCUCAGGGCUUUAGCUUUCCUAACAUGACCCCUGGUUACUCAGACAAUCUCUCUGUAUUCUUCCCAGGCUACCUGUCCUCGCUUCCACUCUGUGUAGGCUUCCUUUUUGUGUUUCAGUUUGUCCAGGAGUUUGUUGCUCAUCUGUGUAGGCUAGUAUACCAUAGUCUCUGGAGGCUAUCCCUCUUCAUCCAGCAAGGGCCACUGAAAGUCUUUUGGAUCAGCUCUUAGGUGCUACAGUGUCUCAGGCAGGCAUGUUAACAUAAUAAAGAACUUUAGCUUAAUUGCCAACAGCUACUGCAACCUGCUGAUGGCCUGAGCUGCUCCCAUUUGGUCCAUGCAUCAGAACACCAGUUUGCACAGAGUAGCCUGAUUUAGAUGAUGUAAGCAAUAUGGCUACACAGCUUCCACUUGGCUUUCAGGGUGGGCAAAAGUUAUUUAUUCCCUUCUGUAUAGGGACUAUGCCUUUUUCUCUCUUACGUGAAAGAAAACUAUGUACUCACUUAUUUUUCCCUUUCUUAGAGAAAGCACUUCUGCUGCAUUUAUAGUGUUUACCCUUUCCUUUUGAAUUCUGUUAAUUUAUGUUUGUUUUCACUUCUCCAUCCCCAGUGUUGAAUCCUACCUUUUCUACUAACUUUUCCUGAAUGGCUCAAUUUCUCCCUUGAAUUCUUUUUCUUGCCUCAAAGUUAUUUGCAUAUGUUUACAGGGAGAGUAGAUAUGUAUGUAAAUGGAAUUGUCUUUGCCAUGGUAAUAUGAUCUUCAAAGGCUUGGACUGCAGUCACUUUGCUGCAUUCUUUACAUAAAAUGUUUGUCUUGGCAAGUCACUGCCAACAGAGUGCUGCAAGGGCCCAAUCCUGCUAAUUGCCUUCUGCUCCCACUGAACUCAUGGGGCUUAUAUGUAAAAAAAAAUCCCCAAAACUUUCAAAUUAGAGUUGUGUGUUCUUUACGCAGUUAUGUUCAUGUUCUACCAUUUUGUCUUUUCUUUACUGAUGUGAUCUGGAAGUGAUCAUUGGUUCUUAAUUUUUCAUGACCAUUUGGUGUGUGUUAAAAUACAGGAGUCUGUAGCAAUGGAGGGGGGUAGCUAGGUUCCAGUCCAACAUUGGUGGUUUAGGAGAGGUCUGCCUUUAUGAAGGUAGGAGUCUCAUACUCAGGGAGUCCUGAGAAUGAGACAUCACUACCUCUUUUCGUACCUGUUUUUUGUCUUUACCAGCAAAGCUGGUCAGUGUAUGCUUUGCUGUGGGCUGCAAAAUCAUGAGCUGUGGUGGGUAAGGAAGUUGCACACCCCAGGGCUGGGGAGAGAGGAUACGUAAUCUCGUGAGCAAAGCAGAAAGAGUGCAUCAGUACCAUGUGUCAUCAGCUUGUAUUGCAAGCCCCACCGCAAAAUUCUCAGUGGAGUGGACCUAUGCCUUCCACCAGAGUGGAUCUGAGAGGUGAUAAGGUGAACACACACGUGAUUCUACUGCAGCGUCCUCAAGUCUCUCAGUCUAAAACCUUUUCUGUGUUCUAAUACUUUCCUGAUCUUAGGACUGUGGAAGAUGGAAAAGAACCUCCUGCUACUGCCCUUAGAUCCCAUCCUGUUCUUCCAGUAAGAGGUCACAUAUUGGGAGUUACCCAGGCUCCCAGCCCUCUGGGUGCUUGCUUACAGCAUGACCCCUCAAACCUUAGCUGGAAAAACUGCGAGGGAGGAAGAGUGGCAUAGGGUGCAGACAGAUAAUUCACAAGCUUUUUUUGUAGCUAUCAGAGCUACUGUCUUGCAAAUAUAGCAGCUAUUCAUUAGGGAAUAUUAAUUGGUAUAGUCGUAAGUGCUACUCUAUUUGCUCUGGAAACUGAGAGAGAAGCCAUUUAUAUCUGUUGAAGUAUAAACUUCUGUAACAGUGGGGGGUGUUCUCAAAAUCCCACUUACCACAGGCAGCUGGCCCCAGUUUUUUUCCUACUUGAACAUAUGUGGAGUACUGUGGUUUACCCAGGGCUCAAACUAGUCUAGCUGUUUAAGGUAAAAAUCAGAAUUGUUUAUUUAGAAGCUAUUUUUGAUAUCACAAAAGUGAUAUCAAAAGGUGUUUCAAAAAGAAAUAAUUUGUGAAGAUGCUUGCCAUGUGGAUAAUUUAGCACUUAGGUUGUUGUGGAGUGUUGAGAUGUGGCUCUGAAAUAGUUGCAUGUUUUACUCAAGUCAAGAAUGCUGCAGGCAAUUGCAAGAACAGGGAGAAUUUCAGUAAGGGGAAGAGUGUGUUAAUUAGCCAUGCAAGAUGUUCACACUUGCUGCUGUGUUUCAUAUGUUUUCAUAUCUGCUGAAGCAAAGCAAGAAAAGUGUUGUGCUGGGGCAGUGUGCAGGCAUGGCUUAGAGCUGAGUAGAUGUAAAUGGUUAAAAAGGGGUUCUCUGCUAGAGAGGAGGAGGGGAAAGUAAGAGUGCAUUCCCAAAAAAGUACAUUCCCAAAAUAAAAAGCUUACAUCAUGGACCUCUUCAGUUUUCCCACACUUCUUUCCUAAUUAUUGUCCUGCAGGACAGCUGAUCUAUUUCAAACAGGAAGCUGUUUACAGAUAACACUUGCAACUGUUUUGUCUGAUUUGUUGAACUGUCGAAAAGCAAAAGACAACCUCUUUUCAAAUUAAAAACUGUCAGACUUCUGUAAACAGCAGCAAUGAGGUUCAUCUGUGCAGUGUCCCUGCAGGCACAGAGCGUUCUGCAGUUCCCAUUUUCUCAGCAGCCAUAAGGCUGUUUAAUUCUGCUCUCCAGCUUGUCUGUCAAGAAACCUUAUCACCAGUCUGCUGGGUGCUCAUGCUGAAACUGCCUAAUUUCCAGGCUUUCAGCUGUGUAUCUGAACCACUUGGCUUGAAAGCCUCUCUGUCUGAUCUUCUGAAUCCUGAAGUGCCCCUGUUACAAGAAAAAGGAGUCAGUGACCUGUAAGUGCUCAUUAUGAAGAGAGAUCUGGUUUUCUUGGUGACUCUAAUUAGCCUUGCCUUCCUGUCACUACUAAGGUCUGGAUAUCCUCAACACAUUGCAGAGGAGUCCUGCUCUGUUCAGAUUCUUGUUCCAGGCCUCAAAGGGGAGGCUGGAGAAAAGGGGGAGAAAGGUGCUCCAGGUCGUCCAGGCAGAGUUGGACCUCCAGGAGAAAAAGGAGAAAUGGGGGACAAAGGACAGAAAGGCAGCAUAGGACGGCACGGAAAAAUUGGUCCUAUUGGUUCAAAAGGUGAAAAAGGAGAUAAUGGUGACAUAGGACCACCAGGUCCUAAUGGUGACCCAGGCAUCCCCUGUGAGUGCAGCCAGCUAAGGAAGGCUAUUGGUGAAAUGGAUAUCCAAGUAGCCCAGCUGACAACGGAACUAAAAUUCAUAAAAAAUGCACUGCCCUCCCCCGCAGCUGUUGCUGGUGUGCGUGAGACAGAUAAUAAGAUAUAUCUGCUGGUGAAGGAAGAGAAGAGAUACAAGGAAGCCCAGCUCUACUGCCAUGGAAGAGGAGGGACACUGAGCAUGCCCAAGGAUGAGACUGCCAACAGUCUGAUUGCCUCGUACAUCAACCAAGCUGGGCUCACCAGAGUCUUCAUUGGGAUUAACGACCUAGAGAAAGAGGGAAAUUUUGUCUAUUCCGACCGGUCACCCAUGCAGACCUUCAACAAGUGGCGCAGCGGGGAGCCCAACAAUGCUUACGAUGAGGAGGACUGUGUGGAGAUGGUGGCCUCUGGAGGGUGGAAUGAUGUUGCAUGUCACAUUACCAUGUAUUUUGUGUGUGAAUUUGACAAAGAAAAUGUCUAAGCUUCUCUGCUCUUUCUUUAUUUUAAGAAAAGUUUUUAAGCCAAUUUUACAGGUUACUCCAUGUUUAUGAGUUCAAGUGGCAUUUUGCAAGUAUGUGGCACCAAUGUUGUACAGUUGUAAAUACAAUUUAGGUAUUUCAAAUAUCAGUAUUUACCCUUCAGAAGGGAAGAGCAGUAAUAAGACAUAGCUUGUUUCUUUAUUUUUCUGUAGAAAAAUAUAUAUAUUUAGAUAAAAAUGUGGUUUGGGGCUAAAUUUUGCCCUUACAACAGUUAACAAAUGUGAUUACAUGACUGUAAAGGAAAGGCAGAAUUUGGCCUCUAGUUGUUAGAAUGAUUAGAAUUAGGUUCCUGAUAUUCUUUUAUCUUAGCAAAAUUUGUAGUUAUAAAUGUUAAUUGCUUGUAGUGCUACAGGGAUAUUUCAGCAACAAGACAAAUAUUUUGUAUACUCCAGUUAAUUAGUACAAAUAUUACUGUAGGUUUAUUGGUUGUUAAAACUUUUUUUUUAAAAAACAGCCAAAGCAAGCCAAGAAAUAGGAAGUCCUACCAAUUUUGUAAUGUUUCUUUAUUAAACUGUUCACAGAUGUAUGACGAGAAAGCAUUUAAGUAAACUGGGUUUUAGUGGUGAAGGAGGACAAAGUCUAGAGGAAGGUGUCCCUGCCCACAGCAGAGGGUUGGAACUAGAUAAACUCUAGAGUCCCUUCCAACCCAAACCAUUCUAUGAUUCCAUGAUUCUAUGAUAUGAAAGUUCUUAUAAUUUAGUACUUAAAGAGGGUUCCCAUCCAGAUGGUGUUUUGGAGUUGGCUAAAGGGAAAAGUAAGAUUAUGAUUUUCUGCAUUCCUUAGUUGAGAAUGAUUCAGUGCAUGAAGUAUUUCAGACCCCAAAUAAUUUCUUAAAGUAAGCACGUUUCACAUUAAGAUGAUCUUGGUGCAUGUUGUUACAAAACAAGCAAAAUACUAGCCCUCCACAAUUUAAGGUAGACUUCAUAAAUAGACAAAGAAGCUCAUAGAAACGCUUUAGCUAGCACUUCCUUUUGGCAGGAAAACAGCUUACAUGUUUACAGAGCUUGUAAGGAUGAUCCCCUGAAAAGAAAAAAAGUUUCCAAAAUUUUCCUGAUCAUGUAUAUAGCAGUAAUAAGUAACUUUGCUCAAAUAAUUUAUGUACCAAAUUUACAAUUGCAUGUGAUGGAAAAGGUGAUGUAUAUUUAAAAAAAAACCCAACAACAUCAUAUUUCACAAAGGAAAUGAUAAAUUACUUUGGAUCUUUCUAGAAGCCAGUUGCAUGCCAUCUUAUCUCAUAGGAAUAGGCAUAGGAAAAUCGGCAAAAUCUCUGACUGCAUUUCUUCAGAAAUACCUUGCACAGUGCUUUAAGAUUAUUUUUAAGGUAAAUGAUCCUUUGCAUAACAUACUAAUCAAAAUAUGUAUCUGCUCAUUAUGGGAGAUUGGUAUACAAGAUAUCCACAGUGGAUGUGGCAUGUGGUCCCAGAGAUUUUUCUACAAGGCAAAACCAACUCACAUCAACUCUGCAGUGCUGUAGUAUGUAAACAAUCAAUAGCCGUACAAUUCUGCUCAUAUUCACAGAGUCUGGCAUUUGAUUUGUCUACCUACGAGAACAAACCAUUUUGCUUGCUAUGUUUACUCUGUGAAUUGGAAUCUGUUAUGUAUAUAUGUUUGCUAUUAAUUUUGAAGAUCGUUAUCCAUACUAUAGUAUCCUAUAUUAUUUGAAUAUCAGCCCAGCUCCAGAGCAAUCACUCAAAAUGAAUGGGUCCUUUGAUUGAUUUACUUUCUUUUAAUAAAGAUAGGUAUGAUACCUAUAUGUUAGUCAUUCUUCCAACUGCAUAUUGAAAUAUGUGAAAUAACGUGAAUCUGGUUCUACACUAAUAUUCAAAGACUCUUUACAGAAUUUUCAGGUAGUUAACAAUGCCAGUAGAGCAAUUUGUUUAUAAUCACACCUUUUGAAUAUCAUGAUUGUUUCCUGCCUGCUGUAGAAAUCCUCACAAUUCAUUUAAAUUUCCAACAUACUUUUGUCAAAUUAUUGUAGCUAUAUUCAGACAGCCUGAACCUGAGAUACCUGGAGCUUCCUUGUUAUGUGUGGUGAAAUUGCUGUUUAUUUCUCACCUAGGUUUUGAAAGUCUCUGUUGUAUUGUUCAGUUUCCUCAGAAAGAUGAAAAGAGGCCUUUUAGAGAGGUGGGAAGCUUUUUGAGAUGCCAGAUGCUCCUAUUACAGCUGGAAGUCACACAUCAUCAUCAUCAUCCUCGAUGUGGAGAGCAUUAAACAGUCUCAAUUUCUAUAAAAAUUUAGGAUAAAAAAUAAAGGCAAUGGAAAAAAUCA
Molecule: messenger RNA, 6921 nt
Organism: Pseudopipra pipra
Lineage: Eukaryota; Metazoa; Chordata; Aves; Passeriformes; Pipridae
Gene: COLEC11
Product: collectin subfamily member 11
Exons: 8
Coding region: 3762-4595 (277 amino acids)
Source: RefSeq, a predicted model, not a curated record